Closterium sp. Yama58-4 is the source of this 3810-nucleotide messenger RNA. The record is from the annotation of a GenBank genome assembly. NCBI's taxonomy places the organism in Eukaryota, Viridiplantae, Streptophyta, Zygnematophyceae, Desmidiales, Closteriaceae.
AUGGCUAGUCCUCCUGUUCUAGCUUUCGACGCCGAGGGCCGUCCGGUCAAAUUCGAAACCUGGCUAGAUGACCUGCACCUUUUCCUACAGCUCACUGCCAAGGAAGAUAUUACACUGUACGACCACGCUCUCGGCCAUGCGACCGCCCCACUCGCUACUGCCCCCCCAGCUGAGCGCUCACAGUGGCAGACCCGUGACGCGCACGCUCGCUUUGCUAUUCGCAACUCCCUGCCGCUAGAUGAGCGCGAGCACUUCGGCCAGUGCAAGACUGCUAAGGACCUCUACACAGCUGUAGUGGCCCGCUACUCCUCACCCGCUUCUGCCACACUAGGCCGCCUCACUCUCCCCUACCUGUUCCCCGACCUAGCCUCUUUUCACACUGUCGCAGACCUCAUCACCCACCUUAAGACUAGUGAGGCUCGCUUUCGCGCUGCCAUGCCUGAUGAGUUCCUCGCUAGCAACCCCCCCCCGCUCUGGAUCACUCUCUACCACGUUGUCACCCGCCUCCCUGACUCUCUGCGCCCUGUCAGGGACCAGUUCCUCUCUCGCUCCCCCACUGAGCUCACCAUAGCCCUCCUCGAGAAGGAACUGCUUGCAGCCGAGGCUAGUAUCGUCGCUGUAGGCACCUCUCGUGGCGACCCCCGCGGCCCCUUCUUCGAGGGGUGCUCCCCUUCCCCCCUCCUCCCCUCUGUCGCCUCUGCUGCUGCUGUCGACCUCCUUGGUGCUGAGAAGGUCGGGGCUGCGUCUGCUUCAGGCGGACGACGCAGGGGCAGGAGUGGCAGGAGUGGGGGUGGUGGCGGAGGAGGCGGGGGUGGAGGUGGUGGCGGUGGAGGUGCGACUGGAGAGGCUAGUGGCGGCGGUGGUGGAGGUGACAGCGGUGUUGGGAGUGGUGACAGGGGCGGAGGUGGCAGCGGAGGCGGAGGUGGUCGUGGCAGCGGCAGGGGUGGAGGUGGCCGGGGCGGAGGCGGAGGGGGUGGUGGUCGUGGAGGCCCGGGGGGCGGUCAGAGUCAGCAGCCUGCCCCGACCCUUCAGGCCGCCCGUGAGUGGUAUGCGCGGCGCAGCGUCACCUGUCAGUACGUUAUUCGUACAGGUGACCGCACUGGCCAGACGUGUGGGGGGCCGCACCAGACGGAGCGCUGCUUCGCCCGCCUCAACGAUGCGUGGCGCACUCAGUUUCCUGGUGGGGGUGAGCUGCCGCGCUGGGCUGAUCUGCUCAGGAAGGGUGUUGAUAUUUGGGCACUUGACUUUGAUGCUAUUCUCACUGCCAUGUAUGCGAUGUCUAUUAGUGGAGAGGGUGCUCAGUACUUGCGUGUUCCGCCCGACCCGGGCAUUCAGGCCAGCCCCGCUGCUGCUCUAGGUGCUAGUGUGUCUGCUUCCGCAGGUACUUCUGCAGCUGCUGCUCUAGGUGCUUGUGCGUCUGUGCCCCCUGGUACUGAGUCGACUGCAGCACUGCACACCUUCACACUGGACUCAGGUGCUUCUCGCUCUUUCUUUCGUGACCGCACUGUCCUUGAGCCUCUAGCUCGGCCGGUUGCUGUCUCUCUUGCUGACCCCUCUGGGGGUCCGGUCCUUGCGACCUCCUCCACCACCCUUCCGUGUCCAGCGGUUCCGUCCGGCACGCUCUCAGGUCUCUACCUCCCCUCGUUCUCCACGAACUUGGUGGCAGGUAGUGCGCUCCAGGACUCGGGUGUUCACCAGUUCACCCCUGCCUACGAGCGUGUGACUCACUGCACGUGUGCUCGGACGGGCCGCCACCUAGCUACUUUCACUCGAGAGCCGGGGUCUGACCUGUACACACUGACCACUGAGUCCCCUCAGGUAGCUGCGUCUGCGUCAGCGUCAGGUCAGCUGUCCGCCCCCUGCUCGUGUCGCUCUCUGGCGAACGACACCGUCCUCUGGCACCACCGCCUUGGUCACCCGUCUGUGCAGCGCCUGCGGGCCAUGCACAAACGGGACCUUGUUGCUGGUCUUCCCAGGGUGCUCCCUCCCCUUCCUGACUCCCCUGCUCCUGACUGCAUUCCCUGUGUCGAGGGGCGGCAGCGCGCCGCUCCUCACUCCUCCUCCUUUCCCCCGACGACCGCUCCCCUGCAGACGCUCCACAUGGACGUGUGGGGCCCGGCCCGCGUCCGUGGUCAGGGUCAGGAGAGGUACUUCCUGAUAGUUGUUGACGACUACUCGCGCUACACCACGGUCUUCCCCUUGCGCGCCAAGGGUGACGUCCCUGGUGUUUUGAUCCCCUGGAUCAGCCGAGCCCGUCUCCAGCUAGGCGAGCGCUUUCACUCGGACUUUCCUGUCCUGCGCUUGCACUCUGACAGGGGUGGUGAGUUCGCCUCCGACCUCUUGGCAGCCUACUGUGCUGAGCACGGCAUUGAGCAGUCGUACACGCUUCCGGCCUCUCCACAGCAGAAUGGGGUUGCUGAGCGCCGCAUUGGCUUAGUCAUGGAGGUCGCUCGUACCUCCCUGACCCAUGCGGCUGCUCCCCACUUUCUGUGGCCGUUUGCGGUCCGGUACGCAGCGCAUCAGCUCAACCUCUGGCCCCGUGUCUCCUUGCCGGAGACUUCCCCGACUCUACGGUGGACGGGAGAGGUUGGCGAUGCGUCGCGUUUCCGGGUCUGGGGAUCUCGAGCUUUUGUCCGCGACACGUCCGCGGACAAGCUCUCGCGUCGCACUGUUCCCUGUGUCUUUCUUGGCUUUGUUCCCGACGCGCCUGGAUGGCAGUUUUACCACGUCACCUCGCGCCGGGUUCUGGCCUCUCAGGACGUCACUUUUGACGAGUCCGUCCCCUUCUACCGCCUCUUCCCCUACCGCACUGCCCCGCUCCCCCCCCCACCUCUCUUCCUCGCUCCAGGUGCUGAGGUACCAGACCCCCUCCCCCCUCAGGGUGCCGCUCCCUCAGGUGUGUCCCAGGUAGACCCGGGUGAGCCUGUCGAGGUAGCUGUUGACUCGCGUCCUGCGUCUGGGGGUGCUGAGCCUGGGAGUGCUGCGUUUGAGGGUGCGGAGCCUGGGGGUGCUGAGCCUGGAGGUGCGGAGCCUGGGGGUGCUGAGCCUGGAGGUGCGGAGCCUGGAGGUGCGGAGCCUGGAGGUACUGAGCCUGGAGGUGUGGAGCCUGGGGGUGCUGAGCCUGGAGGUUCGGAGCCUGGGGGUGCUGAGCCUGGAGGUGCGGAGCCUGGAGGUGCGGAGCCUGGAGGUACUGAGCCUGGAGGUGUGGAGCCUGGGGGUGCUGAGCCUGGAGGUGCGGAGCCUGGAGGUGCGGAGCCUGGAGGUGCUGAGUCUGGACGUGCUGAGUCUGGGGGUGCUGAGUCUGGGGGUGCUGAGCCUGAGCGUGCUCCACCUGGAGGAGACCCCUCCUCCCAGCAGCUGCAGGAGAGGUACCUCGAGUACUGCCGCCUCCGGAGAGGUGCUUCUGGAGCUCGUCCCGGUACUUCCCCUCCUACCCAGGAGCUCCCCCCCAUUCAGGUGAUCCGCGAGUGGUACACGCGGCGCUGCAGUCUUCGUAGUGGUGCUCCUGGUACUGCGGACCCGAGCGGUGGUGCUGUUGCUGGUGCUGAGGACCCGGACGCUGGAGCUGCUGCUGGUGCUGAGGACCCGGGGGCUGGAGCUGCUGCUGGUGCUGAGGACCCGGGCGUUGGAGCUGCUGCUGGUGCUGAGGACCCGACCGGUGGCGCUGCUGCUGGUGCUGAGGACCUGACCAGUGGCCCUGCUGCUGGUGUUGAGGACCCGGGCGUUGGAGCUGCUGCUGGUGCUGAGGACCCGACCGGUGGUGCUGCUGCUGGUGCUGAGGACUCGGGCGUUGGAGCUGCUGCUGUCUGA